GCGGGGCCACGGAGAGUGGAACCGCUGCGCUUGGAACCCCUCCACCCGGACUGACACAGAGCGACGUGCUCUUGGGCAGAUGGGAGGGACUGGCCCUAGUCCUGAGACACCCCACCACCACCACCACCACCAAGCCCAGUCACAGGCGAUUCAAAUGUGGGACUUCGUUUGCUCUGAGAGUAGCACAUUGGCUUUCUCUGAGCCAAGCCUUCACAUAGCAAGGCAGACUCUGAGAAGACAGCCUAACUCCACAGGAUCUUUGGAAGCAAUGAUUCUCAAAAGCGCUGUGUGCCUUCUCAUACCUCAUCACCAUCAGGGAAGCCAUUGUCUGGCACUCACAGGAAGACUCGGCCAGAGCUCUGAGAAGUUUGCCAGGGGUAAAGGUGACCCAAUAAGGGAAGGAAACGGUCUCUCUCGAAAAGCAGUCAAUUACCUCCAACAGUUGCCAGCAAACUGGAAAUUUCGCAACCAGUAUGACAAUGAUGUCACUGUUUGGAGCCCUCAGGGCCGGAUUCAUCAAAUUGAAUAUGCAAUGGAAGCUGUUAAACAAGGUUCAGCCACAGUUGGUCUAAAGUCAAAAACACAUGCAGUGUUGGUUGCAUUGAAGAGGGCACAGUCAGAACUUGCAGCUCACCAGAAGAAAAUUCUCCAUGUUGACAACCAUAUUGGUAUCUCAAUUGCGGGUCUGACUGCUGAUGCUAGACUGUUAUGUAAUUUUAUGCGCCAGGAGUGUUUGGAUUCCAGAUUUGUAUUUGACAGACCACUUCCUGUGUCUCGCCUUGUGUCUCUGAUUGGAAGCAAGACCCAGAUCCCAACACAGCGGUAUGGCCGGAGACCAUAUGGUGUUGGGCUGCUUAUUGCUGGUUAUGAUGACAUGGGCCCUCACAUUUUCCAAACCUGUCCAUCUGCUAACUAUUUUGACUGCAGAGCUAUGUCUAUUGGAGCCCGUUCUCAAUCAGCCCGGACUUACCUGGAGAGACAUAUGUCUGAAUUUAUGGAGUGCAAUAUGGAUGAGCUGGUUAAGCAUGGUCUACGUGCCUUAAGAGAAACACUCCCUGCAGAACAGGACCUGACCACAAAGAAUGUUUCCAUUGGAAUUGUUGGUAAAGACUUGGAGUUUACAAUCUAUGAUGAUGAUGAUGUGUCGCCAUUCCUGGAUGGUCUUGAAGAAAGACCACAGAGAAAAGCACAGCCUUCACAGGCUGCUGAUGAACCUGCAGAAAAAGCUGAUGAACCAAUGGAACAUUAAGUGAUAAAGGAUACAAGGAUAUGAGGAUGCAGAGACAUACACUGGUGACAAUAAUCUGUACUUAGAACCAACAGCUGCAGAGUAUGGGGUGGUAUGUUUUAGGAAUCAGUCCAGAUGUGAGUUUUCUCCAAGCAACUUCACAGAAACCAUAUAAUGGGUGCAUUUUCUUUGAAAGGGUCUACAUAAUCAUUUUCUAGAAAGUAUAGGUAUCUAUACCAAUGUUUUUAUAUGAAGAAAAUAGUGUCUUUGCAGUUUUAAAGACAACUGUGAAAUAAAAUUGUUUCACCUCC
This is a messenger RNA of Peromyscus eremicus (cactus mouse), 1539 nucleotides long. RefSeq names its product proteasome 20S subunit alpha 1 (gene Psma1). The coding region runs from base 80 to 1249 and encodes 389 amino acids. Gene Ontology annotation, cellular component: proteasome core complex, alpha-subunit complex; proteasome core complex; nucleus. Gene Ontology annotation, biological process: ubiquitin-dependent protein catabolic process. The record is from RefSeq and is a predicted model, not a curated record. The transcript is spliced from 12 exons. NCBI's taxonomy places the organism in Eukaryota, Metazoa, Chordata, Mammalia, Rodentia, Cricetidae.